AUGGCCACCAACCUGAAAAUGAUCCCAAUCAUCUGGAAGUUCCCCAAAACCAACAUCUUCGAGUGCAUGGUGUUGCACUACUUUUUCCUGAAAAUCAACGGCUACGCUUGCUUCACCAUCGUCGGAGCAAUCGAAACGGGCAAAACCCGCACGACCCUGUUCGACCGGGUGCUGUUUCUAUUCUUCUUCCUGCUGACCCUGCUCCUGCUCGUCGGCAGUGUCUGCUUCGUCAAGGAUGAAGCCAACAUUUCACCGCUGAUGGUCGUCGGAAGCAAAAUGAUGUGGUUUACGUGCUACUGCUCGACGCUGUUCGGAAUCGUGUGGAACUUUGUCAAUCGGGGUAAAGUUUGGUCGCUCUACACCCGGGUGUACAACGUGGAUCAACUGCUGCUGUCACUUGGAGCCAAAAUGCAUUACACCGGAACGUAUCUAGCUAUGAUAGCGUUCUCCGUGUUAGCGUUAACUUUUCUGUCUGUGCUAAUUGUUGGACACUUCUGGGGAACAGAGUUGAAAUUGUUGACCUUUCUUACGUUCGGCUAUUCGAACAUAAGCCUAACGAUGUUGAUGACAAUUUACUGCAUCGCUGGUAGUUUGAUUACAUUCCGGUUGACGGUAUUGAACAAAUUGUUGGAAAAUAACAUGAUUCAAUCGGAUGGGAAGAAAAUUGUGCAAGUCGCUGAGAAAGACCCCAUCAGAACAGUUCAAAAAUACAUGCAAAUCUAUGACCAGUUGUGCGAUUUAACGGAAAUCGUCAACUUUUGCUACAGCGGUCAGGUGAUGAUUGCAAUAGCCGGUUCUUUUGUAUACUUGUUGUUCUUUUCAUUCGGCGUUGUGUUGUACAUCAAACGAAACAACCCACUGCUCGAUUUUCCAUCUUCUACGGUAUUAUGGUGUGUGUUUUAUUUGUGCAUUAUACUCUCCAUAGUGUUCAACGGAAGCUUUUUGAGCAAAGAGGGCAAGUACACAUCAAAUUUGAUCGACCAGGCAAUCAUUUCGACGAAUAAUUCCGAAGUAACCGAAAUGCUGCGCCUGUUUCUGAUGCAACUGGGUCACAGAUUACCGACGUUAACGUGCGGAUUAUUUCCGUUCGAUUGGACUCUCGUUUAUUCGGUUAGUUACAUCGCUAUGUUUCUGUGCAAGCAUGUAUGCAUGUAG
Topomyia yanbarensis is the source of this 1155-nucleotide messenger RNA. RefSeq names its product putative gustatory receptor 28a. The coding region runs from base 1 to 1155 and encodes 384 amino acids. Gene Ontology annotation, biological process: sensory perception of taste. The transcript is spliced from 6 exons. Gene Ontology annotation, cellular component: dendrite; neuronal cell body; axon. Lineage: Eukaryota; Metazoa; Arthropoda; Insecta; Diptera; Culicidae. The record is from RefSeq and is a predicted model, not a curated record.